This is a messenger RNA of Leptidea sinapis, 938 nucleotides long. RefSeq lists its product as uncharacterized. Gene Ontology annotation, biological process: positive regulation of voltage-gated potassium channel activity; sleep; regulation of synaptic transmission, cholinergic. Bases 195 to 746 code for a protein of 183 amino acids. The record is from RefSeq and is a predicted model, not a curated record. NCBI's taxonomy places the organism in Eukaryota, Metazoa, Arthropoda, Insecta, Lepidoptera, Pieridae. The transcript is spliced from 4 exons.
UGUAACGGAUUGAUGUAUUUUGUUAGCACAAAAUUGAUCAAUACAGAGUUCAGACUGUUAGAUGAAAAUAUUUAAUAUUAUCAGAACAGAAAUUUGAAGUGUAGGUUUAAAGAUUUAUUUAAUGUUCUUUUAGGUACAUAAAACUCUGAUAAAUUUACUGAUCUUUCAAGGGGAAUUAAUAUUAAUUCAUAACUAUGACUGUUAAGUUGCUUUUCGUAUUGAUUAUAGUAACUGCUAUGAAAACAGUUUAUUCCAUAAACUGUUACCAGUGUUCUGGAAGCGAUUCAAACAAUCCAUUUGAAUGCAAUGAGUAUUUAGAUUCCGAAACGAAUUUAAUUGCAAAUGAUUGUUCUUCAAUUCACAAUGCCCAGUAUUGUAUCAAACAUGUAGGAAGAUUUGAAGGUGGUUCUAUUGAAUGUUAUCAGUGUAAUACAACAUCAGAGUUGGAAUGUAGUGAUGGUAUGAUGAAGCUUGAUGGUGGUAUGCUGAGUGCCACACCCUGUGACCAAGUAUAUAAUGCCCAGUACUGCAUCAAGGAAAUAGAUGGAAUUGGUACAAAAAGGUUUUGCUCGUCAUUAGAUUUAGGAAACCAAUGCAAAUAUGUGCAACAACUGGGAGAUGUGUUGGAAUAUAGGACCUGUAUUUAUACCUGUGAUACAGAUGGUUGCAACAGUGCCUCGACUUUGAGAAUGUGUUUCACAAUAUUUAUUUUAUGCUUUAUGUCGAUUUGGAUAAAUCAAGUCUGAAAUAAUAGUGGAAUAAGAUUUUCUAUACUAAGAUAUUUAAUGUGUGUGUAAAAGCAUGUUGCUUUGAUCCUUUUUAUACAAACAUUCCAAUCCACCCGUCCAGUACAUAGCUUUAAAUAUAUUUUUAUAUACAAUUCUUACAUUUAAUAAGUUUUUUUCUGUAAUUUUGUAAAUAAAGAAUAUUAAACGAAA